GAAGGCUUGUCUUCAUUUCGUUUCUGUCAGCGAAAUACGAGGAACGCAUUUUUGUAAUUCUGUAAAUUCUCCAAUUGUUACCUACCCGUGUUCUUCCUUUAUUCUGCAAAUGAAGACAAAUUAAUUGAUUCUUUGUGUAUGUGUUUGUUUUGUUUAGUUUUCACGCAAUAACGAGCUGGAACAGCGGUUAAAGAGAGGGACAACAACACAACUAGGGGCAUUGCUUUGUUCCGAUUUUAACAAAAAAUAAACCAACAAAAACUUAACCAAAAUGGACAAUUUAGAAAAAAGAUCUACACCAGACGAGGAACAUGAAUUGCCAGAAGAGGAGGAAGUGGAUCCGAGAAUACAGGGGGAACUUGAAAAACUGAAUCAGUCGACAGAUGACAUCAAUAGAUGGGAAACAGAACUGGAGGAAGCCCGUCAGAAGUUCCGCUCCGUAUUGGUAGAAGCUACAGUCAAGCUUGAUGAGCUGGUGAAGAAGAUUGGAAAAACUGUGGAAGAGUCCAAACCUUACUGGGAGGCCCGCAGAGUAGCCCGGCAGGCUCAGCUGGAAGCUCAGAAAGCCACUCAAGAUUUCCAGAGGGCCACCGAGGUGCUGCGAGCCGCCAAGGAGACCAUUGCACUGGCAGAGCAGAGGCUGCUGGAGGAUGACCAGAGGCAGUUUGACUCUGCCUGGCAAGAAAUGCUCAAUCACGCCACCCAGCGGGUAAUGGAAGCUGAGCAGACGAAGACCCGGAGUGAGCUGGUGCACAAGGAGACUGCAGCCAAGUACAACGCUGCCAUGAGCCGCAUGAAGCAACUGGAGAAGAAGCUCAAGAGAGCCAUCAAUAAGUCAAAACCAUAUUUUGAACUGAAGGCAAAGUACUACCUGCAGCUUGAGCAACUGAAGAAGAAUGUGGACAAGUUGCAGGCCAAGCUGUCCCUGGCAAAAGGCACAUACAAGACAGCCCUGAAGAACCUGGAAAUGAUCUCAGACGAGAUCCACGAGAGGAGGCGGUCCUCAGCCAUGGGCCCACGGGGCAGAGGGGUGGGGGCUGAGGGAGACAGUAACUCUGGGGAGGACAUCUCUAACUUCAAGCUGGAGUCCGAUGACAUCUCCAUGACCUCGGAGGUGUUUGAGGAUGAUAACUGCAGCAGUGUUGUAUCGGAAGAGGAUUCUGAGACCCAGUCCAUAUGCAGCCUGAGUUCAGGCCUGACCAGCCCCGUGGAGUUACCUUGCUCUUUCCCUCAUUCCUCCCGGCCCAGCAGCCUGGACCUGACCAGCCCGGUGUCACUCUCUGAUUUCGGGCUGCUCUCCCCAGUCCUGGGGCCUCGUAGUGAGUGCAGUGGAGCUUCGUCUCCAGAGUGUGACCUUGAACGAGGGGACCGAGCAGAGGGUGCUGAAGAUGAGCUUCAGAACGUGGUUAACAACAAGAAGAAAAGCAGCAGCCUGAUGAGCCGAAUGAGCCGUCUCGCUCUGAAACGCAACAAGACUGACAACCAGAAGAGAGAUCACUUCAGCCUGGCCCAGCACCCAUCUGCCUCUGCAGUAUUAGUGAACGGAAUCUGACCUGGAAUUCUCCACUUCACAAAGCCCCAAAUGUGCCAAGGAACAUUGUGCUAACAAUCUUUAUUCUUGAUGAUCUCUCAUCUUUAAGCUUUCUUGUUAUUAAGAACUCCACUGAAAGGUUUUCUUUCAUACACACACACACUUACCAUAGCAAUGUAAUUUGUCAGUUUUACUACCAUAAUGCUUACAUACAUUGUAAGUAGGACUUGCGUACGAUCUUUUGCAAUGUGUAUUCUCUUGUAUAAUGAUAGUAUUAAGCCUUAUCAGCUCUGUCUCAUACUCUAGCCUGUUUGUUUGUCCUUCUGAUGACCUGCACUGAUGUUUACAUCUUGCUCUAGAGAAAGCAAGUCCUCAGUUGGGUUGCUAUGUAUUGCCACCUACAGCAGAGAACUACUGAUCACAUGACACAUCCUUCACAGACAGCAUGACUGAAACAAGUACUUUUUAACCAUAUAAUGGUACACUGAAUUGGUAUUGUGAAUGAAAGCCUUUCGCCCUUGUUAUUUCCCAGAUGUAGAUUUCCGAUGGUGUUCAUUCAUACCUAGCAUUGGAGAUGAAGACUCACAUAGACAAGGCGUUCAGUGAAAAAUAUGGACAUGUUUUGCUGAUGUACCAGAUGCAUUCUCUUAUGCUAUAGUGGCCAAUGUCUCUCUCAUGUUUUCAAAAGGUUGUUGUCCAAGCACCACCAGAAAUGCACACCAAAUUAGACUGUUAGUUAUUUGUGUUAAAUGUCUGAAAAGAAAGGAAAACGCUGAAACAUAGUUUCAUCUGAAAGAGCCUAGCCAGUUAAAUUUUUCUUUGUUGCCAGACCAAGAGCUGUUAACCACCAAGUAGGAAACCAACAAGCAAAAAUGACUGGAAGGUAGUGCACAUGACAUUGGGCUAUAGGCAGACCAUCCAUUUAUUGACUAGUUUAUAAACCUCUGUGACCCACUCUAGACAUCAGUGCUCCACUUAAUUUGCAAUUGUCACUUCAGAGCAGGGAUUCCUCUGUCUCUUCCAAUUUAAGGAGCCUGCUGCCUGCUGCCAGCGCGCCAAAUCUCCCAGGGGGCUGAGCUGUGUUCAGCAAUACAUAGUAAAACCUUGAGCAUGAACGGCAAUUACAAAAAUAGUGAUAGUAGACAUCAUUGGUAACUUUUGAAUGCAAUGAUGUGCAGUGACCUAGCAGACAGAUUUUUUUGGCUAAGGACUGAAUUAUUUAUAAAACUUUUGCACAGCUUUGUUUUUUUUAUUAUUUUUUUUUCUUUUCUUUUUUUAGUUUAUGUAUGUAUGUAUUAUUGUAUUUUGAAGUAUAUACUGUAAAUCUAUAUUUCCAUUGUGUUACUUAUAUUGUGCAUAUUGCCAUAACAUGGAAGGUUGUCUUGCUGACCCCUGUCCAAUUCUCUCAUAUUACAGAAUUGCAAAUGAUACAUUGAAAUUUCGUUCUGUUCGAUAUUUUAUUUUAAAACACUG
This is a messenger RNA of Polyodon spathula (Mississippi paddlefish), 3004 nucleotides long. Its product is annotated as SH3 domain-binding protein 5-like. The transcript is spliced from 9 exons. Lineage: Eukaryota; Metazoa; Chordata; Actinopteri; Acipenseriformes; Polyodontidae. Gene Ontology annotation, molecular function: protein kinase inhibitor activity. The record is from RefSeq and is a predicted model, not a curated record. Gene Ontology annotation, biological process: negative regulation of protein tyrosine kinase activity; intracellular signal transduction. Gene Ontology annotation, cellular component: cytoplasm. Bases 272 to 1552 code for a protein of 426 amino acids.